AUGAAUAUUCAUAAAAAGGUUCAAUCAGACUUAAUGCAGGAGCGGCAAAUCCCUCGUCUGACACUGUGUUUGCUCAGCGCUGCAUUCUUCGGGUCUGUGGGAUCGUCGUUCCUGUACGGAUAUAACCUGUCAGUGGUCAACGCUCCGGCCAGUUUCAUCAAGAGCUUCUACAACCGCACGUGGCUGGAGCGCUACGGCGAGCCGCUGGGCGAGGAGGCGGGGACAGUGCUGUGGUCCGUCACGGUGUCGGUGUUUGCCAUCGGGGGCCUGGUGGGGGCGCUCACGGUGUCCUUCCUCAUCAAGGCCCUGGGCAGGAAAGGAACUCUUCUGGCCAAUAAUGCUCUGGCUCUGAUCGCUGCGCUCCUAUUGGCUCUGGGAGAGACGGCCGGAUCUUUCGAGAUGCUCAUCAUUGGUCGGUUUAUCAUCGGCAUGGAUUCAGGCGUGGCUCUCAGUGUGCUGCCCAUGUAUCUGGGGGAGAUCUCUCCUCGGCAGGUCCGCGGCUCCAUCGGCCAGUUCCACGCCAUCUUCAUCUGUCUGGGGGUGUUCAUGGGGCAGGUGCUCGGACUGCCCGAGAUAUUUGGACAGGAAACCAGGUGGCACUUCCUGUUUGCUUUCUUGGCGUUCCCUGCCCUUCUGCAGCUGUGUGUUCUGCCGUUUCUGCCCGAGAGCCCCAGAUUCCUACUGAUGGAGCGCCGGGAUGAGGUGGCAGCAGAAAAAGCAUUCCAGGCAUUCCUGGGCCGCACAGAUGUGAGUCGUGAGCUGGAAGAGGUUCACGCUGAGAGUCGUGCUCAGAACACACAGCAGACGGCGUCUGUGCUGGAGCUGUUCCGGAAGCGUUCGCUCCGCUGGCAGCUAAUCACUGUGAUCGUGGUCAUGAGCUGCUAUCAGCUCUGCGGACUCAACGCCAUCUGGUAUUACACUAACGGGAUCUUCGAGAAGGCCGGGUUCGAGAAGGCUCUGAUUCCCUAUAUCACUCUAAGCACCGGUGGCAUCGAGACACUGGCCGCCAUCAUAUCUGGUUUAGUGAUUGAGAAAAUCGGUCGGAGGCCAUUAUUAAUUUUUGGUUUUUCAGCGAUGGCCAUUUUCUUCAGUCUGCUCACGGUCUUCCUGCAUUUUCAGGACAGUUUCUCAUGGAUGCCGUAUCUCAGCUUCACCUCCAUUCUACUUCUGAUUGCUUCCUUCUGUUCCGGUCCAGGUGGUGUCCCGUUCGUGUUGACGGGGGAGCUGUUUGAGCAGUCGUAUCGUCCGGCAGCGUUCAUGGUCGCUGGCACCGUCAACUGGCUCUCUAACUUCGCAGUGGGACUCCUGUUCCCCUUCAUACAGGAGGCGCUGCAGACGUUUGCGUUCCUGCUGUUCGUGGUGGUGUGUGCCGCCGGUGCCGUUUACCUGCUUGUCGUUCUGCCAGAGACCAAAAACAAAACCUUCGUGGAGAUCAGCCAGAGUUUCUCCAAGAUCAACAGAGUCACGGAUCAAGGGCAUGAGCGAGAGAUGCAGGACGUGCUGGAACACACAGACGUCAACGGACUCCAGUGUGGAGGAGACGUGGAGAUGGAGAGCUGCUUCUAAAACACCUACACCUCCACAUGACGGAUGAUCAGCUCGUUUAUACGAGAGUGUGUGAGAUGUGGAGAUGGAGAGCUGCUUCUGAAACACAUGAUGGAUGAUCAGAUCGUUUAUGCGAGAGUGUGCGUGUGUGUGUGAAAGAGAGUGUGAGAGAGAGAGUGUGUGUGUCUGUGUGUGCGUGUGUGUUCAAAGCUCUCAUCGGCUUCAGCUCAGAUAAUGAUGUUCAGCUGAAUUCAUCACAAAAACACCAGCCACGUAAAGAGAGAUGGAAACAACAAAACUCAUGUCUGAUUCCUUCAUGCAUGUGAGAUCAGACUUUUAGACAUCAAAUGGACAGACAAAUAUUGACCCUUUUAAGCCAGAUUAUAUUCACAUGAUUAAUUUUAAUCCAAAACGUAUGAGUAAAGAUCUGAUGGUAAUUUAAGAACAAUGCAUUUCAUCUUCUGAGGGGAAAACUCAGACGUGCGUAGAAAAUGAUGUUCUUCCUUGUUUAAUGAAAAACAGAUUAAAAUGAAGCGAGUUUGUGCUUAAAACAAGAACAAAUAUCUGCCAGUGGGAUCAGGAAAAACAAACUUGUUUUCCCUUUGAAUUAAGUGUAUUGACUGACAGAUAUGUUUUCUUGAUUUAAGCUUUUUUUCUUUCUUUUUUUCCCAGAAAUGGAUUUUGCUUCUCCAGUACAUGUAUUUUGGUUUAAGACUGUUUACAUAUGUGUGCUGGAAACCAAGACAGAAACACUGAGUAGGAAACACGUUUUGGCUGUGCUGCUCAGUAAUUUAAUCAUCAUCGUAUAAAAAUCUCACACACACACUGAGACACACGCCGUUUCCCUGCAGGAAUUGUGUUUCUAAUGGGAUUUUGAGCUAGUGUUCAGCUGGACUUCAUGAGCAUGUCCUAAUGUGUGUCCUGAUUGAUUCUGUCUGUCUGUCUGUCUGUCUGUCUGUCUGUCUGUCUACCUGAGUCUUAGAAACAACAGAUCUUGAGAUGAGACUGAUCUGGGAACUCAUUCUCCUGCGACAUUUACAUUUUUGUACUCUCUCCAUUGGCAUAUAAUGCAACAAGAAUUUGCUAAAAUCUAUAGAGUUUACUAAUAAACUAUUCAAUCUCUGUGUAAAAAUAAAAUAAUGAUUCUGCAAUCUUUCUAAAGUUAUUUGGCUCCAAAUCUUAAAAAUCAGUUGUCAUGUUGAAAUUAAAUUUCAUUUUCAACAUCCUCUACAAAAUAGAUUUAGUAAAUAUUCAUUUGUGCCAUUAAAUAGUUUUGCCUUCCA
Pimephales promelas (fathead minnow) is the source of this 2828-nucleotide messenger RNA. Lineage: Eukaryota; Metazoa; Chordata; Actinopteri; Cypriniformes; Leuciscidae. The record is from RefSeq and is a predicted model, not a curated record.